AUGUUCUUAUCAAAAUGUGGUAAAUUUCCCAAAAAAAUAGUUUCAAACAUACAAAAUAUUUGUUCAGGUUUUAUGGCAACGCCACCUCGUUGGAGCAAUUCGAGCGACUUUGAAGAUAACUUUGUAGAAUUCUAAUAAAAUACUGAUAGUUUCACUUUUGUUCACUUUUGUUCUGGUGUCUCGAGAAGUGUGCUCAGUGAGCCGAACACACACACAGCUAUCCAUCAUUCUGUUUCUUCGGCAUUUCAACCGAGCUCAACAUUCCAUUCGGUCUCUUUUUCCUCGGCUCCUGAAUUGUUUGUCUAAAAAAGAUGGGGGCAGAAGUGAAGAAUGACGAGACGAUCUAAAAUAAGAACAAAGAGUCAUAUUUAGAGACGUUUUGCUUGUUUGCAGGCAAACUUUUCAAAUAGCCACGGCAAGACUGCACAAAAAAUGAAAUAUUCUGAAUGCGGAUGUGUAUAGCUGAACUUUGCACAUGAAUGGUCAUGGCGCGAAGUAGAAAAAGUGUUUUGAUGUCAAAAAUGACAUGGAUUUGCCAUUUUCUAUCUAAUUACACUAAAAAUUGUUGUCAGGCAGAAUCCGCGCCGAAAGUACAAGUAUGACGGGCAUCGUUACCAGAGUUGAGCGGAAGAACUCAACGGAAGAACACGGAAGAAUUUUUAUCUUUUUUAGAAAAUUUUUUCAUGAAAUGUGAUCAACUGACGAAAUGUAUAGCAAAGUGAACUCUGCUCAUCGAAAAAUAAUUGUAAAUUUAGCUUUUCAUACAAAAAAGUUAAGGGCUAACCGAAGACGGAAGGACAUUUUCACGCAACAACUCGAAUAACUUUUUUGUAUGAAAAGCUAAAUUUACAAUUAUUUUUCUAUGAGCAGAGUUUACUUUUCUACACAUUUUGUCAGUUGAUCACAUUCCAUGAAAAAAUGUUCUAAAAAAGAUAAAAAUUCUUCCGUGUUCUUCCGCUCAACUCUGAUCGUUACGUUACGAUGUUUGACAAUAUCUCUGAAGAAUAGCAAACAACUUAAUAAUGCGAACAUUUUGAGUUCUUUGACAGAAAUUCCACCAUUUUCAGUCAAUAAACCAUAAAUUAUAGCGAGCUCGAGCGUGGCUCUGAUUCAGCAAGUUCAGCACUGUGGCCAACACCAAGAUCAUCACGAUUUCCGUUCUUUUCAUCAUCGUAACUCCGCCCAACCUUCUCUCUUAUCACCCCCCUGGCCGCUUGUCACAUCGCACUGAUAGCCGACCCUCGUCGCCCUUCAUCGAAUUGAUUCGAUUCUCGAAACAACGCGGUUUCCAUUCUAUUUCCAUCCUUUUAUCCCCGCCAAACGUCUAGUCGGACCACGUGGUCCCGUUUCUCUGCGCUCUCCUCGCCUCUCACGCUCUCUCUCUCUCUAUCCCGUCGACAGUUGUCUUUUGUCGAUUUACGAGAAACAGUGUGCGAGAGGAGGAGACGCAGAGAAGGAAGGAUUGCAACGUGUCGAGCGUGCAUCGGACACGGUGUAAACCUUCGCUGACCUCUCGGCUGAGCCAAGAGACGCCUCUUUCGAUUUCCAGUUCGAUUUCGAUUUCCUCUUUACGUGCAACUUUUUUCGCUUCAGGAAUGCAACGUGUGCACGCGUGUCGGCCACUUCUCGCCAAAGGACAUGUCACCUACUACAAAGACCAGCUGCUGAUUGUGAGAGGAGAGAAACAGUUUCUGUUCGACAAGUCCGGCAAGAAAUAUUUGGAUUUUUUUGGCGGAAUUGUGACUGUUUCCGUCGGACAUUGCCAUCCGUGAGUUCUAGGCGCGCCACGGUCUCCCCUUCGGCGAGAAAAAAAUCUUCGCGCGCUUUUUUGCGUGCGGCUCUCAGUGUCGAUUUACGGGAGACGGGUUUUCAACUGAAAACUAUGUUUUCCCGAGUUUUUCGAAUUAUGCACAGUUUUCCUUCAAAACUUUUGCCUCACGUUUGUUCAUAUGACCGAUAGCUACAAAAUAAUCACAGAGUGCUCGUGUAAAAGUGAAAAUUCGAAGAGUAAUUUCGUUUUUUUAAAAUUUGGCUUGAAAAAACGAAACUUUUGGAAGUUUUGAGAAAAACAGUUGCCUCACGAUUGUUCAGCAGACAAAGGCGGUCAUUUUGAGCACAGAGACGGCCCAUAAAAUGCAAAAAUUACUGAGAAAUUUCAGUUUUUGAGGCGCCGCAGACUGAAAUUCACAGAAAAGUUUUUUGUGGGCAAAACGCUAAUUUAAGGUCACAGCUGUCAUCAACAAUUCGGAAAUUCUCUGUUUUACUUCAUUUUACUCAUUUUCGGAUUAAAAUUUCGGGUUUUCGGAAAAAAAUCCACAAAUUUCAGACCUGCUUUUGUUUUCAACGACACUCCGUUUUAACGCGGCGCUCAAUUUAGCAUUAGCUUUUGGGGAGACAGUGAAUGGGCGCGCAAGUGCGCCGCGCCCAAUAGAACGAUACAUUGGCGCGAAAUUCAAGUUUUAACGGCAAAAUUUGUGUUUUUUUGCCAGAUUAGCCACGAAAAACCGAUAGCUUCUCAUUUGUCUCUCGAUAGACCGAUUGUAUAGGCGAUUACGAAUUUAUUAAGCGCAAGAGCGUUAAAUUUGGUCAAGUCGCAAAUCACAUUUAUCCGUUUGAAGGUUUUUGGCUAAAACUGCGUGAAUUUCAGCUGCUUUUCGGUAGUUUUCGCGGUUCGAGCGCUCAAAAUGCUUGUAUUUACGUGAUUUAUCAUUCACAAAACCAAUUCUGUCCGAAAACGGUCAAGAAAGCGCAAAAUGAGAAGUGCGGCGAUCGGCGGCGAAGGCGAAAAAGCAAAGUCGGCGAAAAAUGCGCCAAAACGUCUUUACUACUGAGAAUUAGUGUGUUUUCAAGCCGAACAAUUAUUUUUCAUCGCCCUUGACCACAAAAAUCAGAGAAAACGUGCUCAAUUCAUGAAAACGCCAUUUGGCCGCCGAGGCCACGCCCAUAUUGUCAGCUCUGGACACCGUGAGGCACCAUACUUUUGAUCAGGGAAAACAGAAAAGUGCUCCAACUCUAUAAGUUUCUUCCUGAUCCAUCCGAAGGUGUUGUGGUCGUUUCCCAUCAAAACUAGCGCAUUUUCAGCAAGAUCAACGCGGCGCUAAGCGAGCAGGCGUCGAAAUUGUGGCACACGACGUCCAUCUAUCACACAGAGCCCAUCUACGAGUACGCGGAGAAGCUGAUCGGAAAGUUUCCGAAAAAGUUGAAUGUCGGCCCUAAUGCUAUUGUUCCGACGAGCCAUUUUCAAUUUUCAGACGGUGUUCUUUGUGAAUUCGGGCUCGGAGGCGAACGAUUUGGCGCUCGCGUUGGCCAGAAACUAUACGGGACGGUUCGAUGUGAUCUCGAUGCGCAACGGCUAUCACGGAAUGACGCAGACCGUUCUCGGCGCCACCAAUCUCGGCAACUGGAAGCCAGUGUUCCCGCACGGAUUCAACAUCUUCAAAUCGCUCAACGCGGAUCCGUACCGCGGCAUUUUCGGCGGCAGCAACUGCCGCGACUCGCCGAUUCAGGUCAAGAAUCGGAAGUGCGAGUGUGCGCCGGGAGGAUCGUGUCAGGCAUCCGACAAGUACGUCUCAAUUGCUGGCCGCUGGAAAAACGGUGGCAAAACUAUAUCAUUCAGGUACUUGGAGCAAUUCGACGAGAUGCUCUUGCACGACUUCUCGCACUCGUCCGGUCCGGCCGCGUUCCUCAUCGAAUCGAUUCAGGGAGUCGGAGGAACUGUACAAUAUCCGCAUGGGUACGGUCUCGAGCCGACAAACGUUUGCUCUUUUGUGCUCUCACAACGACAGGUUUAAAGGCGCAGCAGCAAAUUUGUCGACAACACCCCCGACACUCGACCGUAAUCCUUUGUUCAGAUACCUGAAAAAGUCGUUCGAGGCGGUUCAAAAACGCGGAGGACUCGCGAUCGCCGACGAAGUUCAGACUGGUUUCGGACGUCUCGGAUCUCAUUUCUGGGGCUUUGAAUGUACGCUUUUCACAGUGUUCUUUCUCUGAUAUUCGGGUGCAUCGGGCAAGCCGAGAACUUUACUUUUUGUGCCGACACGCUUUGCAGGCAACCAUUUUCAAAAAAGUUACGCUCGAUCAAAGACAGUGCACUUCUAUGAGCCAUUACUUUUUUGAAAGAGGUUGUACGAAAAAGGGGUCAAGGCAGAAAAUGAAGGGUUUGAUUGUACAAUAGCACGAUUUGACUGAAUGUUAAUGUAAAAACUGGGCACCAUUUAUUCGAGACGACAUAUCUCAGCUACCAGUAAAGAUAUCAAAAAGUUGUCAACAGAUGAAAUAUCUGUAACGUUUCAAUGCAUAUUUUAUUAGUUGACAACUUUUUGAUAAGUCCACUGGCUGCUGAGAUAGAAUGUUUUGAAUGAAUUGGGGGUAGCCUUGCUAUUGGGGGUAGCCUUGCUAUACAGUUGGUACAGUCAAUUACCCAUUUUUACAGCACAAGACGCCUCUCCGGACAUUGUGACAAUGGCGAAGGGCAUCGGAAACGGCUUCCCGCUGGGAGCCGUCGUGACUACGAAAGAAAUUGGCGACGCGUUCAACCGAUCCCUCUAUUUCAACACGUACGGAGGCAAUCCGCUCGCGUCGGUCGUCGGAAAGGCCGUUUUGGAGGUUAUCGAGGAGGAGAAGCUGCAGGAGAACUCGGCUAUUGUCGGAGAUUAUUUCCUCAGACAGCUGGCCGCGAUCGACGAAUCGGCCAUCGGGGAUGUUAGAGGAAAGGUGCGUUGCGGGUCGAACAACUAUUGUCCAUUCAUUCAAAGCGGUAUACCUCAGCUGCCGGUGGAUAUUUCAAAAAGUUGUCAACUAAUAAUAUGUUCACUAAACGAUUUUGAACAUUUUAUCACUUGACCACUUUUUGAUAUCUUUACAAAGAGCUGAGAUGUACACCCUAGAAUAAAUGGUAUUUCUACUGUACAUUUCCAGGGUCUCAUGAUCGGUGUCGAGUUGAUUGACGAGCAAGGAAAACCGUUGGCCGCCGCCAAAACUGCCGCCAUCUUCGAGGACACUAAGGUAGGACCCCGGGAUUACUGUACUUUCCGCCUACUCUCUUUUCUCUCUUCCAGAACCGCGGACUUUUGAUCGGAAAGGGCGGAAUCCACGGAAAUGUGUUGCGCAUCAAACCGCCCAUGUGCAUCACGAAGGAAGACGUCGAUUUUGCGGUGGAGGUGAUCGCGAAAUCGAUCAAACAAUUCAAAUAA
Molecule: messenger RNA, 5192 nt
Organism: Caenorhabditis sp. 36 PRJEB53466
Lineage: Eukaryota; Metazoa; Nematoda; Chromadorea; Rhabditida; Rhabditidae
Source: the annotation of a GenBank genome assembly